Messenger RNA from Zingiber officinale, 2813 nucleotides. Its product is annotated as pentatricopeptide repeat-containing protein At1g73400, mitochondrial-like. The record is from RefSeq and is a predicted model, not a curated record. The transcript has a single exon. Bases 243 to 2042 code for a protein of 599 amino acids. Gene Ontology annotation, molecular function: protein binding. NCBI's taxonomy places the organism in Eukaryota, Viridiplantae, Streptophyta, Magnoliopsida, Zingiberales, Zingiberaceae.
GAUUAGGUUUCUGAGGCCCAUGUGAAUGAAAGUGUUAAAAAGAAAAAAAAAAACCCUUGAUACCCCGCUGCCGCCGCCGGUACGAGAGUUCAGGCGAGAAAAUUUUGCAUUUUUUUUUGCUCGCCGUUAACGCUGUCUCGCGAGGACGUCCUGCUACUGCCACCUCCUCCGCCGCGGCUGCCGCUGCGGUUGGCGACUGAACUCUGUCGUAGCAGUUUAUUUCGCCGACAAGGUAUCCAUAAAUGAGAUCAUAUCCAUUGUUUCCUGCUUUAAUUCGAAGAUGGAGUGUAGGUCAGAGAUCGAAUUCGUCAAAUUGUAUCAGUAUAGCUCGAUAUUUCUCAUCAUAUUCUCGUAAUCAUCAUUAUCGCCACCGCUGUUUCAAUGGCCAAGCUAUUUGGGCUUAUUCAAAAUUGCGGGUAAUUUCCGAUCUUCACAAUGCGAUUUUUCCUCCCAGAACUGCCUCUGAUGUUCCUUCCUUUUUCAAUCCCCUGUUCUACUCGUCUUCUUCUGACCUACCUGUUCAUCCCUACUCAUCUUCUUCUGAGCUACCUGCUGCGGAUGAAUAUAGUAGUGGCUCAGUAAACGAUGGUGGUAAAGGUGGGGACUUUGGUCCUGCUUCGAACAAGAUAUACGAAGCCAUAAUGUCCUCCUCAGGCUCAAGUGGAAAAUUGGAGGAUGCUCUAGAUUCGCUUGCCAUCGUACUAACCACUGGACUGGUAGAUGAUGUCUUGCAAAUGUUGCGUUAUGAGGAGAAAUUGGCUUUCAGGUUCUUCACCUGGGCAGGCCACCAAGAUGGCUAUACCCAUGUGCCUUCGACAUUCAAUUUCAUGAUCGAUGUAUUGUCAAACACAAGAUACAAGUCUAAACAAUUUGGUGUUGUGUGUGAUAUCUUGGACCAUAUGAAGAGAAGCAGCAAGAAGUCUGUCCCAGUUAAUGCCUUGGUGACAAUCUUGCAGACCUACACAGAGAACCAUUUGACUCAUAUUAAGAAAUUUGCAAAGAAGAGAAGAAUAAGGAUGAAGACUCCGCCCGCAACUGAUGCAUUUAACUUGCUACUGGAUGCUCUCUGCAAGUGCUACCUUGUUAAGGAAGCAGAUACAAUGUUUCACCGAUUGAAGAACAAAGUCACACCGAAUGCAGGAACAUAUAAUAUUAUGUUCUUUGGGUGGUGCAGAGUGAGGAACCCAAAACAGGCCAUUAAACUUCUCGAGGAAAUGAUUCAGAUGGGGCAUAAACCUGAGAAUUUUACAUACAAUGCUGCAAUUGAUUCCUUUUGCAGUGCUGGAAUGAUAAGUGAAGCGGAAGAGCUUUUUGAGUUUAUGAGAACUGAAGGAUCAACCAUAUCUUCACCCACUGCCAAGACUUACUCUAUAAUGAUUGUAGCAUUCGCAAAGUUUGAUAAGAUGGAUGCUUGCUUUACAUUGCUUAGUGAUAUGAAAACAAGGGGUUGUCUUCCUGAUGUUUCAACCUACAAGGAAAUCAUCGAAGGGAUGUGUUUGGCUGGAAACAUUGAAGCGGCUUAUAAGGUACUGUUGGAGAUGGCUGAGACAGGUUUCCGACCAGAUAUUCUUACUUAUAAUUGCUUUUUGAAGGUUCUCUGCGACCUGAAGAAGGAUGAAGAAGCUUUACUGCUAUGUGAUAAGAUGAUAGAAGCUGGUUGUGAGCCUAGCAUUCACACUUAUAACAUGUUAAUGAAAAUGUACUUUGAGAUGGGUGAACCUGAUAGGGCAAUUGACAUGUGGCAAGAGAUGAAUAGGAGACGAUGUACAUAUGCUGCAGAUACAUAUUGUAUCAUGAUUGAUGGGUUAUUUAACUGUGACAGAGCAGAGGGGGCAUGUUGCCUUCUCGAUGAGAUAAUAGAACGGAGGAUUAAACUCUCCUAUUCUGGCUUUGAUGCUAUUUUGUUGCGAUUGUCAGAAAUUGGUAAUCUCAGUGCCAUCCAUAGGCUUUCAGAGCAUAUGAGAACGUUCUAUAAUGUUGCCAUGGCUAGACGUUUUGCAGUACGUGAAAAGAAGAAGAGAAUUAGCUUAAGGAGGAUAUGAUUUUUCAGAGGCAAGUUCAAGAUGAAUUGUGUAGCUACUAAUGUCUGAUUUGGGAUAAAACUGAUAGAUUUAGCGUAGAAGUGCAGCUACCAUUGAUAAAGAAGGAAAACUAAUUUGGACUAUGUUAUACUUGUUGAGUGAAUUUUCUUUAUCCUGUCAAGUUAUGUUAAAAGAGCAAGUUGAUCUCAGAGAUGAGUUCUUUGUCCACUGCUGAUAUGUGAAUUAGUGGUAACCUUCGUGGUGCUUCGAUCUACAACGAAAUGAGUGAAGAGCUGUGUUUGGAUGAAAAUGUUGAUGCAGCUUAUAAGGUAUCCUUGGAAUGGCAGAGACAGACUUCUGUCCAUAUAUUCUAAUUUAUUAUUGCUUUCUGAAAAUAUUCUGCAGCCUGAAGAAGUAUGAAGAAGCUUUAAUACCAUGCAACAGGAUGGUGAGGCUGACUGCGAGCCUCCCAUUUAUCCUGAUAACACAUUGGAGAUCGGUGAUCCAGCCAUUGCAAGUUCGUCUCAAUGCCUAUUGUCUGCUCCUAUAUAUCAGUUCGCUUGUUGGUCGAUUCAAAUGGUUUGGACAAAAUUAGAUAAAGCCCCCCUAUACCAGAUGGAGGUCACGAUUCAGAAGCAAGUUUUUGUAGUAAUACUGGAAGUCAUACACGUUCAAAUUGAUUAAAAUGAGUUUCAUAAUUGACCACGAAUAAACAUGCAGUGUAUUGUGACAAAGCUAGUUAAACAUUAUGCUGAGGAAAACUAAGGAUGCUGAUCUGAAUGUUAGUGGUUU